AGUAGACGCAGGAAUGCGAUUGCGGCUGAAUGCAGUACACAUAGUCGUACAUUGCUGUAUCGAUAUGGACGGCGUUCCUCGUACAUCACACUAGCCAUUUUACUUUGUUCAUUUCUUGUCCACCGGCUGAAGGAAGAACAGCCGAGCCUCUUAGAGUCUGCUGUUAAUCGAGUAGCGGACGGGAGAUCACUCACCGAGUAUAUUGCUCUGCAUUUUUGCUUCCUAGGGCCAGACUAAUAGAAUAUCCUAAGAGUGCCUCCAUUUUUUAGUAGCUCUUAAAACUUAAACGAGAACGUUUAUAGAGCGUGAAAUAUUCGUUUUUAUUACAAGCUGCACUUGUCCAUCAUGGACGGAAGGGGCCAUCUGUACCGAGAAAAAUCAGAGGAAGAAUACGAUGUCUUCGCCGAAGCGGAAAAGGAUAGGGUGGUCAAGACUUUCAGCAAAGAAUCCGCCACUAGCCGAAUGAAAUGGAACAGUAGGCAAGAUGAGGAACAAUUAGGAAGCUAUAAAGAACUAUCGCUCGUCGAUCCAACCAAAAGUUCUGGGACAUCAACGGGAGCAUCGCAACAGAAAACUCUGCAACACCGGGCGCCACGUUUGAAUAAUGUUCCAGCUGGUGUCUUGUUUUCGUCACUUGCUUCUUCCAUCGCAUCGCAGGACACCUCAGCUCGGUUGGAUAUGAAGAGCGCUACUAUUCACAAUGGCAUGUUUACAUCUGGCAUUAUAAGUUACAGUUUCCUAGACGCAUUUAACAGUGCUCCUAAUGUCAAGAAAUCAACCGUUGGUUUAGUUACUAAAUACUAA
Daphnia magna is the source of this 804-nucleotide messenger RNA. RefSeq lists its product as uncharacterized. NCBI's taxonomy places the organism in Eukaryota, Metazoa, Arthropoda, Branchiopoda, Diplostraca, Daphniidae. Bases 346 to 804 code for a protein of 152 amino acids. The record is from RefSeq and is a predicted model, not a curated record. The transcript is spliced from 4 exons.